UUACUCGCCAACAUGGCGGCGGACUGGGACCGAGGGCAUGGCUCCGUGGAGGACAUGCUUGACGCUGAGAACAAGCGCCUGGCUGACAGUUUGGUCACUAAAGUGUCCCGACUCAAAUCUCUGGCGUACGACAUUGACAGAGAGGCCGAAGAUCAGAACGACUAUUUGGACAGCAUGAACUCCAACUUCCUUAGCACUACGGGCCUGCUGGGAGGUACCGUGAGGCGCUUCUACAACACAAUAGGCUCAGGACGUGAAAACCGGCGCAUCAUGUGCUACAUCGCCAUCGGCCUGAUCGUCAUAUUCUUCCUGCUCUACUACACCAUCGCCGGAAUGAGCCACUGA
Nerophis lumbriciformis (worm pipefish) is the source of this 345-nucleotide messenger RNA. The record is from RefSeq and is a predicted model, not a curated record. Lineage: Eukaryota; Metazoa; Chordata; Actinopteri; Syngnathiformes; Syngnathidae.